AUGUAUGUGAAAUGGUUUGAUACAGUAAUGUUAUACUAUGUGAUUUUAGUGUAUUGAGUGAAUGUCAGUUUUUCAAAUUUCCCGCCGUUCCGUCCCCGUACAUCCUGACGCUCGCAGGGACCGGAACCCAGAAGACAGAUGCCAGCAUCGGCCGGAGGAGAUGCCCGGGGAUGCUGCAGGAGGGACAUCGCGGGAGCGCAGGACAAGGUAAGUGCUGCAGGGAAUCCCAGAGCAACAUUGCAGGGUAUUCCUGAGUGUAGCUCAGGGUUACCGCUUCUGCUACACUCGGGAAUACCGCCAGGGAGGUUAAGG
Messenger RNA from Staurois parvus, 312 nucleotides. The record is from the annotation of a GenBank genome assembly. Lineage: Eukaryota; Metazoa; Chordata; Amphibia; Anura; Ranidae.